AUGUUAAACUAUAGAAUAUCUAGAUAUCUCCAUCAUCAUAUCACUAAUUUCAAGAUGUCCUGGAGAGCUCUCUUAUCACAUAAUCUCCAAGAGAUUAGAAUUCACUUUUGUCAAUCAACACCAAGCAGUGAAGGUUUAAGAAACUUCAUUACUAAAAACUAUACAGAUUUGAAAAAGUUGAAUCCAAAGUUACCAUUGAUGGUUCGUGAGGGACACGGAAUUGAACCUGUAAUUUAUGCAAGAUACGAUUGGGGACAAGAAGAAAAGAAAGUUGUAACAAAUUUAUCAGAACAAGAGGUUGAAGAGAAAUUGAAAGAAUUGUGUUUGAUUGGAAACAAACUCGAUCGUUCACCAGAGAGUGAAUUCGACGAAGUUGAUGUUAUUACAUCAUACAAUAGACCAGCUUCCGCUUUCAGAACAAGAUGCACAAUUCAAUUUUAUAAUUAUAAUACAGGUUUCAUUCUAUUGAAAGUUGUCUCUUCAAUCAAAUUGAUUGUUAAUAAUCAUAUUAACUUGUGUAGAUGGUUUAGAUUACAAGAACCAACGAGGUUAAAGACACUGGGUUCAACUAAACCCAAGAAAUGGCUGUUUAAGAUGACUUGUUCAAAUCAAAUAAUGCAAACUUUUGUCGACAUCAUGAAUAAUGUAUUAAAAAAAUUUCCAAGCGGCGAUCAACUUUUCAUUUUGAUUGAAUUCCUGUUUUUGCAAAGAUCAAACUUGAAUGAUCCACCCUUUCAUAGAGACACGGUUCACCACCCAACAGUUGGUUCAGAAUAA
Molecule: messenger RNA, 777 nt
Organism: Heterostelium album PN500
Lineage: Eukaryota; Evosea; Eumycetozoa; Acytosteliales; Acytosteliaceae
Product: L51/S25/CI-B8 domain-containing protein
Exons: 8
Coding region: 1-777 (258 amino acids)
Source: RefSeq, a predicted model, not a curated record